AUGGCUGAGAAAACACCAACCAUUACUGGUGCAAGCGGAUUGCACCGAAUCCCAUCCCUCCGGGGAACUGAGAAUUACAACACAUGGCGUAUACAGAUGGAAGAUAUACUUACCGAUCUCGAUCUGUAUAGCUAUGUAGACGGCACAAAUGAAAGACCCGAACCUAAGAUAAAAAUCAGGGUUACUGGUCGCAAAGACGAUGAUGGAAACGACUUACCCGAUCUUGAAGUAGGCGAUGAUGAUUCCGCACACACGGAAUGGAUCAAAGCCGAUCGUAAAGCACUGUCAAAUAUUAGACUAAGAGUCGAAGGGAACGUACUUACACACAUACAAUCAUGUAAAUACUCCGCCGACGCUUGGAAUCUCUUGGCAGCAACAUUUCAAGUUAAGGGUACUGUUGGACUAAUCGACUUACGAAGAAAGUUCUUCAGCCACAGGAUGUCGGACAGCGAAGACAUUGAGGAACACAUACAACGUAUGCGUGGAUGGUUCCAACAAAUCAAUGACAUCGCACCAAACUCGUGCACUGAAGCCGAUUGGAUAACCACGUUAGUAGCAAGCCUACCUGACUCAUGGGACACGUUCACCCAGUCUGUAAGCUUCGAAUUCGACACUGAAGACAAGAAUAAAUUAGCCAAUCAAGUGAGUGACCUACGCUCACGUAUUAUGGCCGAAGCACACCGAAGAAAUACCCGACAACCUGACGGUAAGACUUUCUUCGCUACAAAUAAACCGAGCUUCAAUAAAUUCGUACGUACCAAUAUGAGUAAUAAAGGCCCAGAUAAGUCUAAAUCGAAAUGCAAUAACUGCGGAAAGAUCGGACACUGGGCAGCCGAAUGCCAAGGUCCAGGUGGAGGCGCAUUCAAGCCCAACCAUUCAAAUAAAGGCGGUCAACCAAACAGAAGAUUCAACACACCAGGAAAAGCUAGGAAUGGCAAUGCCCGCACGCAUAUAGCCAUAGCUAAUAACUCCGAACAUAAAGAAUAUGCGUUCUCGACCCUCGAGGACGAAAUAAGCCUGAUAGGCAAGACCCCCGACACCUGGAUAGCGGAUAGCGGCACUACUACUCACAUAGCAAUUGAUCGGAAUGCAUUCUCCGAUUAUACCAAGUCAUCCGGCUACGUCGCCGGAGUCACUGGCAAAGAGCCAAUAAUGGGCCGCGGCACUGUAGAGCUAUUGUGCUUAAAUAAUACAGAGAAGAACGAAUACACGAAGAUUAGGCUCACCAAUGUAGCUCACGUGCCGAGUUCGCCCGCGAACCUAAUCAGCUUAUCAUUAGUAACUGAUAAAGGCACUAGAAUUCUGAUGGAUCAGAAUGAAUUGCAAAUACUAGAUAAAAACAAUAGACCAAUCAUUAUUGGAUCAAAGUUGAAAAAUCGCAAACAAGGAAACCUUUGGAAGAUCAGCGUGAAACCCGUAAACAAUUGCAAUCAGAAGCUCAAGAACAAUAAACUUACUGAAAUAGUACUGACCAAACAAACCGGACGCACAUGGUUUGAAUGGCACAAGGUACUUGGGCACAUCGGCCUGCAAGCACUCCAACAACUAAAAUCCAACAAAGCAAUCAACGGAAUGGAGAUAAUAGAAGACAACAUUGGACUCAACUUUGAAUGCAACGUAUGUAUGCAGUCAAAAGCACACACCCAACCGUUUCCAAAAGAAUCGCAAACCAAAGUGUCUGAAAUCGGCGAAUUAAUUGUUACCAAUGUAUGGGGACCCGCUCAAACUACAUCUAUAGGACGAUACAGAUAUGAUGUAUCAUUUACUGACGUUGCGACUAGAUUCACUUGCUUAGGAUUUCUCAAACAUAAGGAUGAAACUCUGAACAAGUAUAAAGCAUUUGAAGCAAUGAUAAAUACACAGAAAGAUAAAAAGAUAAAGCAAGUAUGCUUUGACAACGGUUGUGAAUUUGUAAAUAAAGAUUGGAUCAAGCACACUAACCUGAAAGGUACAAUUUUAGAAACCAUGGCCCCAUACUCAGUGCAACAAAAUGGUAUUGCUGAAAGGUUAAAUCGCACAUUAGCAGACAAAGCAUGUGCAAUGCUACUUGAAUCGGGCGCACCAAAGUUCCUUUGGAACAAAGCAAUUGCGUACGCCUGUUACCUGAAAAAUCGAGUACCAACGCAAGUGCAAGGAAAGUUCUGGAAAACGCCGUUCAAAGCGUUUUGGGGUAAGAGACCCAACGGGGAGAGCCGCUCUAAGUUAGAAUUGAAGACGUUCACGGCUCUAUUUACCGGCAUAUUGGACGUUCAAGGCAAAAGCUGGCGUUAUUACAAAACGGGAGCAAACCGUAUAUUGCACUCACGCAAUAUAUUGUUCCCAAGAACCCAUACACAGGCCAAUAACAUACACAACAACACGGAUUGGGGGGAAUCAGUCGUUCCACCUGCUGAGGGGGAGAGAAUGACUCGCACCAACAGCACUGCGGAACAACGCAACAAAAAUGCUAGAACAGGGGGAGCAAAUUGA
This is a messenger RNA of Rhizoctonia solani, 2469 nucleotides long. RefSeq names its product integrase core domain protein. Gene Ontology annotation, molecular function: zinc ion binding; nucleic acid binding. The record is from RefSeq and is a predicted model, not a curated record. Bases 1 to 2469 code for a protein of 822 amino acids. The transcript has 2 exons. NCBI's taxonomy places the organism in Eukaryota, Fungi, Basidiomycota, Agaricomycetes, Cantharellales, Ceratobasidiaceae. Gene Ontology annotation, biological process: DNA integration.